Messenger RNA from Anthonomus grandis grandis, 1323 nucleotides. Its product is annotated as leucine carboxyl methyltransferase 1. Gene Ontology annotation, biological process: C-terminal protein methylation. The record is from RefSeq and is a predicted model, not a curated record. The transcript has a single exon. Gene Ontology annotation, molecular function: protein C-terminal leucine carboxyl O-methyltransferase activity. Gene Ontology annotation, cellular component: cytosol. Lineage: Eukaryota; Metazoa; Arthropoda; Insecta; Coleoptera; Curculionidae. Bases 163 to 1095 code for a protein of 310 amino acids.
ACCUCUGAAACGUGACGUCGUUGUCAAUUGUCAACGGCAACAAACAGCUGAUCGCCUUGACACUUGACAGCAUUGAUCAAAACAAAAUCAUCCCCGUUAGUGCGUGUGUAUUUUUUAAGAAAAACAAAAGCAAAGCGUGUGUGUGUGUGUGAGAAAAAAAAAAUGGGCGACGAGGGGGCCGUGAUGGCGACCAACGACGACGCGUCCGAAUGCAAAAGGGGCGCGGUCCAACUCGGCUACUGGACCGACAACUACAUCUCGUACUUCGUGCGCCACAUGGAAAAAAGGGCCCCCGAGAUCAACCGGGGGUACUACGCCCGCGUGAAGGGCGUCGACACCUUCGUGCAAAAGUUCAUCAAUAGGGCGGGCAGCAACGCCCAAGUGGUGAACUUCGGGGCCGGUUUCGACACCCUCUACUGGCGUCUGAAGGACGAAGGGGUCGCGAUCUCCUGCUACGUCGAACUCGAUUUUCCCACGGUCACGGCGAAGAAAUGUUACACGAUCAAGAAGAACAAACCGCUGCUCGAUCGGAUUUAUCAGCAGGACGGCGAGGUGAAGUACAGCAGCACCGACAUGCACUCGGGGAACUUCCACUGUCUCGGGGUGGACCUGAGGCAGAUCAAGCAGCUGCAAGAGAAGUUGACCCAGGCGGAUAUCCGGUUCGAUAAGCCCACCCUGUUUUUGGCCGAGUGCGUUUUGGUUUAUAUCGAGAGCGACUGGGCCAGCAGGUUGCUCAAGUGGCUCUCGAGCACCUUCAGUCGAGCACUCUUUAUUAAUUACGAGAUGUGCCACAUGAACGACACCUUUGGGAACAUCAUGGCGGCUAACUUGAGGGCCAGGGGCUGUUUCCUGUCCGGUUUAAGUUACUGUAAGAGUCUGGAGAGCCAGAGGGGACGGUUUCUGGAUAGCGGAUGGACUGGGGCCAAGGCCUGGGAUAUGGUCGAGGUGUAUCACUCCCUGGACCCGAAAGAACGCGACCGGAUCGAGAAGAUCGAGUUUCUGGACGAGCAGGAGCUGCUGCUUCAACUGUUUCAGCACUACUGCAUCUGUAUCGGGUACAUGGGGGAGGAGUACGGGGAUUUUGAGUUGAAUUGAUGGGGGUGAGGUGCCGGGUUGUUGACUGUGAUAUUUUUGAUGAUCAUCGUGUAGAGUAGUAGCUCAUCGCCUGAGUACUUGGUGCCACCACUCCUCGUCCUCCUCCUCCUCUCCCCGCUGCCCCCCUUCCUCACCAUUUAUCAUUAUUAUUAUUAUUAUUAUUAUUAUUAUUAUCGGUGUGAUAUAUGUACUAAUUUUUGUGUAAUAAAGUAAGGUUUGUCUAGGAAA